CCUCCUUCCUCGUUCUCUCGCACUGGGCCCCCGCGGACGGGGCAGUCCCACAGCCGAGCACAGCCCGGUGCGCCGCCGCCCACUCGCCCUGCGCCGGCUGCAGCUGGAACCCGGCCCGGGAGCCGAGGGGACAGCGGGGAUCGCCACUUCCAGCCCGGAGCUAGCGGGCACCUCUGCUGCUGGAGGACAACCCGGAGAACAUGGAGGAAAGACCGGCAGAAACCAAUGCUAAUGUGGACAGCUCAGCAUCCCCAUCAGUGGCCCAGCUGGCCGGGCGCUUUAGGGAACAGGCAGCUGCUGCAAAAGAGACACCAACCAGUAAACCAACAAGAAGAAAACCGCCCUGCUCCCUCCCCCUGUUCCCCCCCAAGGUAGAGCUGGGCCAGAAUGGCGAGGAGAAAUCACCGCCCAAUGCCAGCCACCCUCCUAAGGUCAAGGUGAAGAGUUCUCCUUUGAUUGAAAAGCUUCAGGCCAAUUUAACCUUUGACCCAGCGGCUCUGCUGCCUGGAGCGUCGCCCAAGAGUCCCGGACUCAAGGCCGUGGUGUCACCGUUUCACAGCCCUCCUUCCACCCCCAGCAGUCCUGGCGUGCGGUCUCGGGGCAGCGAGGCAGAGGAGGUCCCUGUUAGCUUCGACCAGCCUCCUGAAGGCAGUCACCUGCCCUGCUACAAUAAGGUGCGGACGAGGGGCUCAAUCAAGAGGCGCCCUCCCUCCAGGCGGUUCCGAAGAUCCCAGUCGGACUGCGGUGACCUGGGGGACCUCAGGGGCACAAACACAACUCAGGAGAAUGGCGCCAAGGAAGAGAAUGGAGAUGAGGUGUUUCUGGCCAAGAGCCGAGUCCCGGGGACCCCACUGUGCAGCGGGGGAGCUGCAGGAGAGGGAGGGCAGGCACCCCUGGGGCCUGGGGACAAGCCCCCUCUGAGGAGGACACGCAGCGAGGCGGAGAAGCAGGAGGAGCGGCCCGGGGCCAGGGAGGAGGAAGACCCACACUGCGAGAGGGCUGUGCAGAAUUCAGAAGGGGGGACCCCCGAACCCUCACAGGCCUCCAGCCCAGAGGCAGAGAGCGGCCAUGCCAAUCCCAAGGAGACAAAGCCAGCAGAAGAGCAAACAGAAGGAAAGGGGGAGCAGACAGGAUGUGCAGAGGCCAAACCUGGACUGCAGAGCCCAGACUCCAAGAAGCCAGAGGAGGGGGCAGCUGUGGGGGACCAGGUCCCCCAAAGUCCACCUGCAGGCAUGGAAGACAGCGACACCUCCAAGCAGGAUAAAAACCAGGAGAAGCAAGCGGAAGAGGCACUCCCCGAGCCUGGCUGCAGCCCCAGAAACAGCCACACCCCACUGGAGAACAAUGAGGUCCACAACAGCGAGCCAGCCGACCCCAAGGAAAAGGGUGAUGCCCUGGGCCUGGAUACUAAGAUGUGAAGAACUCCCGAUGCCCGAGAAAUGAAGCUGCCCGGGAUGUGCCUUUGCCAGCAUCUGCAGCAAUGAUAACAGUGGCAGGAUAGGGCCUGUCUGGAUUCCCCAGGGACCCAGGAUAGAUUACUUCCUGCCUCUGACUGCUCAAAUGGAGGGCGGAGAACUUUACCCAGCCUGACUCUUUAUCAUUUGAUGGAUUGGUCUGGAAAAAAAAGAAGAAGAAGAAGAAGAAAAACUUAUUUAAAACAAUAGACUGUGAUCACCCCACCCCCAGGGACACUGGGCAGCCUGCAGGAGCCUGGAGACCGACCACGGUGCCCUCUCCCUCUAGCUAACCUCUAACGGAGCUCGGAUUGAGCAGUCCAGGUUUUGCUUGUGUAGUUACUAGCUGCUUUGCUGUCCUAAGACUUCUGUGGUUCUCACAUAGAAAUAAAAACCGAAUCAGAAAGAAGAUAAGGGAACAGUGCUGAAAAUACAGAUCCUGGGUGUUGUAGGAGUCCUGCAAUGGGCAUCCAGAGUCCAGUGAGAACCUUUCAGGUAGAUCUCAGUGUGAAUUGGGCAGCUGCUGUUUAAACCGCUGAGCUAGAAGAGAUGAGUGAGGAAACAAGCCUAAGUGUGCGCCCCACCUACAGGAGGAGGCUUGGGUUGAGGAUGGCCACAGGAGGUGACAGCUCAGCUCGACCGCUUUGCCAGCCCAGAGGAGCCUUGAAAAGCAUCCGUCAGAGGCAGACAAGUCUAGGUCUCUUGCUCUGCCCUGCACUCUACCAUUCUGAAGACAUAGCAGCAACACCCACUCCCUGCCAGCUCUCUGAAUUCCCUUGCAUAGUGAAUUGGGUCCUUCCAGGUUGGACUUGAAUGUGGAUUAAAUAAAUGUUUACUGGCAGACACCUGGAGCACCAGGAAAACAGCCUUCCGAGCUCAGCCGGGAAGCGUUCCUUGGAUGGAAGCCCAGGUUCUUUGACUCAGGGAGACCGGAUGGAAGUCUUUGGUCUGUUCUCACUGGGUAGCUCUUGCUUUAAUGUUCUGUUGGGAGAGUGUAGGAGGUUUUUCAAGGCACAGGCUAGCCACUCCUUGACUUACACCUUUUCCUGUCUCCACCCCUUCCUGCUGAAAGAUGUUAAUGCAAAUCAAUGCUUAAUUGUUAGGGUAGGUCCUUAUUCUGACUUUCAACGUGCUAAGUUGGUGAUGGUUAGGCAGUAAACUAUCCUGACUUCAGAAAACAGUCUACCAGACAGAAAAGGCCUUAUGUCACUACUGGUACCUCGAUAUAUAUAUAUAUUUUUUUUUCAUUGUACUUACAGUUUUUCUAACUACAAAGUAGUGUGGAUAUUUGGGAUAUAUGUAUAUUUUUUUCAAAGCAAUUUUUAAGUAGAUUGUAACUUGUAUCUGAUUUGUAACUUGGUUGACAUGAAUGCUGUCAUGGCUAUCAUAAACUUUGGAUUUGUGGCAGAAUUUA
This is a messenger RNA of Ochotona curzoniae (black-lipped pika), 2868 nucleotides long. It is a transcript of the gene RCSD1, whose product is annotated as RCSD domain containing 1. Gene Ontology annotation, biological process: skeletal muscle contraction; retrograde transport, endosome to Golgi; protein localization to endosome. The transcript is spliced from 7 exons. NCBI's taxonomy places the organism in Eukaryota, Metazoa, Chordata, Mammalia, Lagomorpha, Ochotonidae. The record is from RefSeq and is a predicted model, not a curated record. Bases 201 to 1418 code for a protein of 405 amino acids. Gene Ontology annotation, molecular function: actin filament binding; phosphatidylinositol phosphate binding; retromer complex binding. Gene Ontology annotation, cellular component: WASH complex; early endosome.